Ostertagia ostertagi is the source of this 648-nucleotide messenger RNA. The record is from the annotation of a GenBank genome assembly. Lineage: Eukaryota; Metazoa; Nematoda; Chromadorea; Rhabditida; Trichostrongylidae.
AUGGACUCCGAAUAUAGGAUAAUACUUAAUGUUGGCGGUGUUAGGCACGAGACAUACAAACACACUUUGAAAAAGAUACCGGCCACGAGGCUAUCACGAUUGACGACCAAUCUUGCCAACUACGACCCGGUUCUAAACGAGUACUUUUUCGAUCGACAUCCUGGUGUUUUCUCACAGAUUUUAAAUUAUUAUCGAACCGGAAAACUACAUUAUCCUUUAGACGUCUGCGGGCCGCUGUUUGAAGAGGAGCUUAAGUACUGGGGAUUGGACUCAAACGAGUGUGAGCCAUGCUGUUGGAUGACACUUUCUGGAACACGCGAUACCCAAGAGGUACUGAAAACUCUGGAUGAGCUCGACAUAGAAGUCGACAAUGCGGAUGGACCAGAAUUGUAUCAACGAUUCGGCUGGGAAGACGAUUUCCAUAAUGACAGCUUGAGUAGGUGGCAGAAGCUGAAACCGAAAAUGUGGCGACUGUUUGAUGAGCCAAGUUCGUCUCGAGGCGCCAAGGUUAUCGCCAUUAUUUCCGUUUUCUUUCUUAUCACUGCUAUACUGGUAUUCUGCUUGAAAACUCAUCCCGGACUCCGAAUAUCGGAAAUCUCUGGAAUAGGAAAUCUGUCUCGAGAAGCGAGGGCCGCCAAUCCAUUAUAA